AUGGCUGCGGGCGACAAGUGGACUCCUCUGGCGUGGCCGGGCGCUCUCGCGUCCGAGGAGCUCGCGGAAAGGAUCUCCAAGUGCAGGGUCCUCGCGGUCGGCGCGGGCGGCAUCGGGUGCGAGCUGCUGAAGACGCUCGUGCUGACGGGGUUCAAGGACAUCGAGGUGGCCGAUAUGGACACGAUUGAGACCAGCAACCUCAAUCGGCAGUUUCUCUUCAGGAAACGCCACGUCGGGCAGCACAAGGCCACGGUCGCCGGCGAGGCCGCGCGCGCGUUCCGUCCGGACGCGGACGUGUCCGUCCAGGCGCACUGCGUCAACAUCAUCGAGGAGUUCACCCCCGCCACCAUCGGCAAGUUCGACCUGGUGAUGAACGGGCUCGACAACCUGCGCGCGCGGAUCCACAUGAACCGCCUCUGCCUCGCCGCGGACGUGCCGCUGAUCGACUCGGGCACCGAGGGGUACAAGGGCCAGACCAGCGUGCACCUCAAGAAGACCUCUCAGUGCUUUGAGUGCCAGCCGAAGCCCAAGACGAAGUCGUACCCGACGUGUACCAUCCGGAACACCCCCGACCAGCCCAUCCACUGCGUGGUGUGGGCGAAGGACCUCCUGUUCCAGCGUCUAUUCGGCCGCGUCGAGGGCGCCACGGACCUCGACGAGCAGCCCGCGGACCUCGACGAGCAGCCCGCGGACGGUGGCGAGAACGGCGCCGCGGACGGCGCGGGGGAGGAGUCUUUCUUCCUGCGUCAGACAGACGAGGACCCCGUGGCGUACGCCGAGCGCAUCUUCGCGCGCGUGUACACGCACGACAUCGAGCGCGUCCUCCGCAUGGACGACCUCUGGAAGUCCGGCCGGCGGAAGCCGGCCCCGCUGGACGCUGCCGCGUUGUUGGGCGGCGCGGACGCCGCGUGGCGCAGCGAGGCCGCGGCGCACGGCGCGGGCACGCCGGCGUCGCUCGCGUGCGGGCUGCGCGACCAGCACGCGGUGUGGUCCCCGGAGGAGUGCGCGCGGGUGUUCGUCGAGUCGAUUCGGAGGAUUCUGACGGAGCGCGCUGCUGACGUGGGCAACAUGGUGUUCGACAAGGAGGACAAGCUGGCGUGCGACUUCAUCACGGCGGCGACGAACCUGCGCGCGUACAACUAUCACAUUCCCACCAAGCCGCUAUUUGAGACCAAGGCCAUGGCGGGGCGCAUCAUCCACGCGAUCGCGACCACCAACGCCAUCGUGUCUGGCCUCAUGGUCACCGAGGCGCUCAAGAUCCUGUGCGGCGCCCGACACAAGUGCUGCAUCACAGCGCUGCAGCUGCGGUCCGAGAACCUGCUCGCCACCAUGAACCUCUGGCCCCCCAACGCGGAGUGUAUCGCGUGCGGGCAGUCCGAGGCCAGCCUCGAGUGCGACACGGCCACCUUCACCCUCGGAGACGUCCUGGCGCACGUCGCUCGCGGGCCCCGCGUGGCCAUGUCGCGCGAGGUGAACGUCACCACCGCGGACGGCGACGGCUUCUUGUACGAGGAGGGCGACGGCCUGGACGGGGAGGAACAGGCCGAGGCGGCGGCGCUGGCCAGCAAGGCGCUGAGGGACCUGCCUGGCGCGAAGGGCGACGCCGACGGGCUCGUGCUGCUCCUCCAGGACAACAAGCAGGACCUGGAGCUGCGCGUGCGCGUGGCGCAUCGGUCCGACAUCGACGCGGAGGAGCACCCGGGGGGGUUCAUACUUGACUCAGCGGCAGCGGAGGCGGCCGUGCAGGCCAAGGCGGCGAACGGGGACGCGGGGGCGGGGCCGAGCGGCGCGGCGGCGGAGAGUGAGGACGAGAUGGAGGUAGUGGUGGCGGGAGCAGAGGGGGGCGGUGUGGGCCGCGCGGGGGGCAGGAAGCGCGGGCGCGAGGACGACGGCGCCGGGCCGUCGAAGCGCCCGCGCGCCCCCCAGCACGAGGACUCCGACGUGGUGCUGCUGGACGACUGA
Pedinophyceae sp. YPF-701 is the source of this 1962-nucleotide messenger RNA. NCBI's taxonomy places the organism in Eukaryota, Viridiplantae, Chlorophyta, Pedinophyceae. The record is from the annotation of a GenBank genome assembly.